AUGGAGGAUAGUUUCGUCUUUUCGGACGAAAAAUACUCGAAAGAUGUCCUGAAGCGAUUGAGUGGAUUGCAAAAACAGGGGAUUAUGUGCGAUGUUAGAAUCACAAUGGAAGGUGAAGAAUUUCAAGCCCACAAAAAUAUUCUGUCGGCAAGCUCAGACUACUUCUUCGCUAUGUUCAAUGGAAAUAUGAAAGAGAGUAAGCAGAGGGAGGUUACCAUCACCGGGGUUGAUAAAGACAGCAUGAAAAUGAUACUGGGAUUUAUUUAUACUGGCGAGAUUGUGUUAGACUGGAGCAAUGUAGAACCGAUCCUACAGGGCGCCAAUCUGAUGCUAGUGCAGUCUGUAAAAGAUGCUUGUGGGCGUUUCCUUGAAAGUCGACUCAACGUGAAAAACUGCCUUGGUAUUCAAACUUUAGCAGAAACCUACGCGUGUCCAAAACUAUGGACAACUACGAACACUUUCAUCUAUCAGAAUUUCCUUCACGUGGCCGAGAGUGAAGAGUUUAUGAAUUUGGACGAGAAACAAAUCCAGACUUUAUUACAAAGUGACGAGAUCUCAGUGGAAAACGAGGAAAAAGUUUACGAAGCUCUUGUUGGUUGGAUAAACUACGAUUUGGAAAAUAGACGGCCGUUUUUUCCCUCAUUAAUGGAAGAUAUUCGCCUGCCUCUUGUUUCCCCGUACUAUUUAGUUGACGUGGUUGAGCACGAAGAACUCUUUAACACUUCUCCAAGAUGUAAGGAACUAUUGCUUGAAGCACAGCAUUAUCACUUGUUACCAGACCGUCGCCAGCAUCUCGACACCACUAGAACGAGACCGCGCAAUUACGAACGUUUUCACGAGAUUCUCAUUGCUAUGGGUGGCAAUGGAGACUAUCAUAAUCAAAGCACGGUUUUCGGCUUCAACAUUGUAACCCAGGUAUGGUCCGACCUGCCACGGUUCACAAAGGAUCGCGGGUAUCAUGGCAUUGCAAGUUUUGGAGGACAGCUCUACGUGACUGGAGGUUAUUGUAACGUCAACUCUGAGACACUCGACAUAGCCCAGAGAUAUGAUGUACGACAGAAGGAGUGGCAUAGCAUGCCCAACAUGUUGACAAGGAGAAGUAAACACGGCUCCGUGGAGGUAGAUGGUCAUGUAUACAUUGUUGGCGGCUAUGACGGUCAAAACACGCUCAACUCCAUAGAAUGUUUCAGUCUUCAAGCAGGAAGAUGGCGCACCAAGUCUCCCAUGCCGACAAGAAGAAGAUGUGUCGCCGCGGUAGCUCACGGGAAGUCUAUUUACGUCAUUGGCGGCCAUGAUGGUUCCAGUAUUUUAAACACAGUCGAGUGCUAUGACACUACAAGGGAUUCUUGGAACUCCACAGAAGUUCAACCGAUGCACGACAGACGUUCUUUUCCAAGCGCGCUUGUCGUGGACGACGAAAUGUACGUGUUAGGCGGUUACGAUGGUAACGACACUCUCAGAUCGGUGGAAUGCUACAGUUUUACGACGCAUGAGUGGACUCAAGUGACUCCCAUGUGCACACCCAGGUCCAACGCCGGAGCAUGCGUAUUUAACAACAAAAUUUAUCUCGUCGGGGGAUGGGACGGGAUUAGUUUGAACUCGGUAGAAUGCUUCGACAUAGCUACCCAGGUGUGGCAGCGCAUGCCCUCCCUCCCCCGACCAACAACUGGUGUGCGAUGCUGUUUUUUAUCCUUCCAGUCUACGAGCGAACAAAAGCAACCCAAGAACAGAGGCAGCCGCGGCCAUAUGUGUAUUAUAUGCUAGCGGGAUUUUUGCUACAUCUUGCCUUAAAAGUAAUCUUGUAUUGAAGUGUUUUUUUGCAGUGUGGCAUAAUUUUUUACGCGGGUUCGUUCGUAGACUGAAAGACUAUCUUACCCUUUUUGUAAACAAAAUGAAAUUAACAUUUCGUUCUCGAUAAGUUGACCAUGAACAAUUUGACUGUUUUUGCUGCGAAGACCGCAUGGCCUUGGUAACUUUGCAAUAAAAAAAAUCCGUGUUUGUUGUGAUAGUGACAAACAAAAUGGCGCACAGAAAUCUGGUUAUAACCAAUAAAUUUCCUGGCUUUUCUAUUUAAUUAUUAUAAAUUCUUUUAUGUUUUCACACUAGAUGGUUAUUUACCCAUCUUCCCCAUGCCAUGCCUGAAGGGUAUAAGAGGCGACUUUCGGUUAAUUUACAGCUUGCCUCAUUCACAGAGCUAGACUGGUGCCACCCCCUCCCUUCACCACCGCUGCAUCUAAGGCACAUCUGUUUCUGCUAAUGUUGCUUUUCCCUGCACGAUUUAGCUUCCUUUGAGGGAUGACACACUAGGAGACUGACCAAAAUUUACAAUUAAUUAAGUACAAACUUAGUCAAGUUCAAGCGAAUCAUUGACCUCAGCGUUCUCCACAGAGUCAUCAUCGAGUGACCGGGAAACAUUCUCGUCAGCUGUUUCAUUUAAGGGUAAUGAACCUUCCUCCCCUCUCGUUAGAGUCGACGACGUAUUAGACUGCUUCUGCUCCUCGGAGCUGAUUGACUGGACACCAUCUUUUAACUCCUCGAGUGAAAUAUCAUUUUUUUUUAUGUUGUCUGAGACUUCCUCCAUUUUUCUCGUUCUACCAACGUCAUCAUCUUUUGAAUGGACAUGUUCUCUCAGUCCCGGUUCAUUACUAGCUUCUGAUCCAUUUUUCAAGUCCUGUUUAAGAUUCUCUUGUGAACUUGUUCCUUUGACCUUAGACGGUUUAUUCGCCUUAAACGAAUUAGUAGUUGCCUUGACGUUUUCUGAAACUUGCUGACGACAAACGCGUGAAUUUGAGACCGACGGCCCCUUUUUAGCUUGUGCGCCACAACCCUGUACAGAAAAGAGCUUGUCUCUAACGAUUCGCUUUGACGAGGUAUUGUUAAUAUCUCGGUUGGUACCUUUUGGUACUGGCGGCCUGGAAACUAACGGGACCUUUCUUAUGGCGCCAGAUGAACUUGGAGCCGACGAGGGCCUCGCAUUAGAGCUACUUUGAGUCCAUAAAGACCUUGUGCCAUUACUAGAUGUUACAGUGUGUUGAUGAGAGCUUUGAGAAGAGGUUUUUGAUGUUUCCCUAUGCCCUGAUGCUGAGGAAUUUUGAUAAGAUCGCGAAUUAGGUAGAGAG
Messenger RNA from Pocillopora damicornis (cauliflower coral), 3119 nucleotides. RefSeq names its product kelch-like protein 18. Gene Ontology annotation, molecular function: protein binding. The record is from RefSeq and is a predicted model, not a curated record. NCBI's taxonomy places the organism in Eukaryota, Metazoa, Cnidaria, Anthozoa, Scleractinia, Pocilloporidae.